AAGGAGAGGAAGAAGCAAAUGCAGUAACGUGUUUAAUUAGGAAUGAAGGAAAGGUAGGUAAUUUAAUAAAGGAGGGUAGCAAUAAGAAAGUAGCUGUGUGUCAGUUUUGGCGUGCAUAGCUGAGCAAAGGUGGUGGUGAUGAUGAGUGCCUCUUAAUGUCCCCCCAUAAUUGAAUGAAUACCCCAACUUUCCUCGCUAGAAUUAAAGCAACAACAAAUAAAGGAACUGUUAACAAUUUUCUUGCGCAACAACUACAGGAACACAGCUAGUAAUGCUAGUACAUGCAACUCUUCUACACCACCUCUUGACAGCUACCCUUUUGUGUAAAAAUUUUUGGAUUCUAUAACCAUGUGACAGCUCAUUUCUUUGGGGAUACUUUGCUAGGUUUCACACUUUCUUUAGCCGUUUGUCUUGGUUAAUGGGUGUUGGCUCUCUGGACUCAUGCAUAAAUUUUAAGCAAUUUGGGGGGGGACUAAAAUCAUAGACAGAUGCUUCCUGUCCACUGUUUUGGUGGCUUCUUCAACUGAUACCAAGAUGCUGUUUUCUGUUGCAGGUUUUCAAACUUCAACGGUAAAAAAAAUACAUAGAUAUAUGCUCAAUGUUUGUACAAGUCAAGUUUGGGACUUGAAACUUUAGUUAGGCUCAAGAGGUCUUAUUGAUAUGAAUCUUUAAAUAAAGGAAGGGAAAACAAAGUAACAGAGUAAUCAGUGAGGGAAAGAUAAAGAAAUGGUGGGGAAGUGAGGUGGAGUCAGAUUUAUGCUUGUGGGGUGUCUUCAAUUUCUGAAUUUUUUAGUGCGGAGAGCCUGUUGGCUAUGUCUCCUGGGCUGAUUCAUUGCGCCCGGGCUCCAUGGGCUUUGCCACCGAUUCAGGCAACAGCCAUUUCUUCAGUUUUCUUGUUAUAUAAGGGAUCCUUUUGUUAAAAAAUUACCCAAUCCCAUCUUCUCAAUAAGCCCUUCAAGCACACACUCUCUCUCUUAGUCACACUUCCUGCCUCGGGUGCUGUCAAGAUUCGGUAUUACCUUUCGUGGCAUGCAUCUUCAGCCCCUAUUUUAGAUCCUUAUUGACCCUUAUUGAAGCCUGGAGACUCUCUUACAAUUCGGGAAUUUGGUCCCCACCAGUGUUCUUUUCCAAUUCAGGGGAGUAUCUCCUCGAGUUGUGGUUAUGUAUUGUUUCAUUGAGAAUGUGUGGUAGUGAGCAAAAGCUAUAAGUUGUUUGAUUUAGGAUUGAUCAGUUGAGUACUGGGGAAGGUUUUCUAUUGAGGUGGCACAGGAGAUUUUUGAUCUUUUACUUUGUCAAAUGAAGUUCAUGAAACUUGGAUCGAAGCCGGAUUCAUUUCAGUCAGAUGCAGACUGUGUCAGGUAUGUGUCUGGUGAGUUGGCAUCAGACUUCAUCAUUACUGUUUGGGAUGUAAAGUUUUAUCUGCACAAGUUUCCUCUUCUGUCAAAAAGUGCUCACUUGCAGAAGUCAGCUGCAAUUGGCAAUGGGGAAAACACUGAUGAAGUUGACAUUUCUGACAUUCCUGGUGGCCCUGCUGCUUUUGAGAUAUGUGCCAAAUUUUGUUAUGGGAUGAUUGUGACCCUCAAUGCUUACAAUGUCAUCGCGGCUCGAUGUGCAGCUGAGUACCUAGGAAUGAAUGAGAACAUUGAAAAAGGGAACCUCAUUUACAAAAUUGAUGUUUUCCUUAGCUCUAGUAUUUUUCGCAGCUGGAAGGAUUCUAUCGUUGCUCUGCAGACCACAAAGCCAUUGUUGCCAUUAUGUGAGGAACUGAAGAUGAUGAGUGCUUGCAUUGAUGGUGUAGCUACCAAGGCCUGUGUUGAUAUUUCAAAAGUUGACUGGUCCUAUAGCUAUAACCGGAAGAAACUCCCAAAAGAAAAUGAUAAUGAUCCAAAUGUGAAUGGUAUGAGACACCGAUCGGUGCCGAAAGACUGGUGGGUUGAGGAUUUGUGUGAUCUUGAUAUUGAUUUAUACAAGCGUGUUAUUAUGGCAAUUAGAACCAAGGCUAUACUUUCUAGUGAGGUAAUUGGAGAAGCUUUGAAAGCUUAUGCUUAUAGGAGAUUACAAGGUUUAAGCAAGGGUGUGAUCCAAUGUGGAGAAGCAAUAAAAUAUAGAUCAACAGUUGAUACAAUUUUGUGUCUGUUGCCUGCUGAGAGAGGCAGCAUCUCCUGUAGUUUUUUGCUGAAGUUAUUAAAAGCAACCAUAUAUGUAAACCUAGGAGACAUGACAAAGGGACAGCUAAUCAAGAAAAUAGGCCAGCAACUGGAGGAGGCUUCUGUACAUGAUCUGUUGAUACAUGCAGCAGAAGGGGAGAGUAUGAUGUAUGAUGUUGAUACAGUAAAGAAAAUAGUUGAAGAGUUUCUGAUGCAAGAUCAGAAUGCUGAGAUUGAUUCACUGGAAGAAGGCCAAGAGGUGCAGGAGAUAAGAAGACCAGGGAUUUUAUCGGAUGCUUCCAAGCUCAUGGUGGCAAAACUGAUAGAUGGAUACCUUGCUGAAAUUGCAAAAGAUCCCAAUCUACCCUUGUUGAAGUUUGUUGAGCUCGCUGAGAUGGUGUCUGGUAUCUCCCGGCCUGCUCAUGAUGCCCUAUACCAAGCAAUUGACAUGUUUCUUAAGGAGCAUCCGGGGAUCAGCAAAGGCGAGAGGAAGAGAAUAUGCAAGUUGAUGGAUUGCAAGAAGCUAUCAGUUGAUGCAUGCAUGCAUGCAGUGCAGAACGAGAGACUGCCAUUGCGGUUGGUCGUGCGGAUACUCUUUUAUGAGCAGGUCAGGGUGGCCGCCACAUCAGGAAGUAGCACUCCUGACCUUCCCAAAGGUCUCUGGGAUCUAAAUAAUGGAUCUCGUGGGAGCUCAAGGUCAGCUGCUACUAAUCCGGAGGAAGAUUGGGAUGCUGUGGCUACAGCCGAUGAGCUCAGGGCCCUAAAAGCAGAGAUAGCAUCCUUAAGGUUAAGUAAUGCAGAGAGAAAUGGGAGGGGUAAAAAUAGUAUAGAUAAGGCCACAAAUAACAGAGUGAAGGGUUUGCUCAAGUCAAAGAAGAUCCUUACAAAGCUUUGGUCAAGCAAAGGAGAAAAGGGUGAGAACAGUGGGUCAGAUUCAUCUGAUAGUCUUGGUUCUGCUAAUCCUGAAGUAGCCAAGUCCACACCCUCCAGAAAUGGAAGGCAUUCUGUCUCUUAGAAGAAAUUACUAUUAGAUUUCUGGUUGGUUUUUGGUUUUUAGGCCAAGUCUAAAUUAAUGAUAUUAACAACUUAUAUAAGAGUAGUAAUUCUAAUUGAGCAACAUGAAGCAUAUAUAGUUUUUUAGAAGAAUAUAUAUUAUUAAAAAAUAA
Hevea brasiliensis (rubber tree) is the source of this 3313-nucleotide messenger RNA. Its product is annotated as BTB/POZ domain-containing protein NPY2. The transcript has 5 exons. Bases 1297 to 3162 code for a protein of 621 amino acids. The record is from RefSeq and is a predicted model, not a curated record. NCBI's taxonomy places the organism in Eukaryota, Viridiplantae, Streptophyta, Magnoliopsida, Malpighiales, Euphorbiaceae.